CCAUGAUGCAUGAGUUAGACGGCGCAGGGACGCCCCUGCCCUUCGAUGAUCAUCACCACGCGGUAGAUGAGCCGAGGAACGCCUUAGUCUCCGGAAGGAGCCUAGAAUGUGGGUGAUAGCUAAGCCUAGCUACCAUUAUCCUUACCUUGCGAGCCUGGUCACGGGCGAUGGUGUUCCUCCAGCCAUGCGACCGAUCUUUGGUGUUUCACUCUCGUCUUGUCCUUCCUUCACGGGUUUGCGGCGCCUUCCUGCUUUUUCCCUAUCCUUGUACCUUGCUUGCUUUCUCGCAACCGGAUCCUCUAGGGCCUUGCCGUGGACCUUCUGCGUUGAGAUCGGCCUAUUUCCUUAUCCAUGCGCCCAUCCGUCAUCAGUCCCAUGCGAGAAUUUUCCAUCAACUCUUUUAGAUGGUGGGCGAAAAACUAUGCGUUUUCCGCCAUGUUCUGCGAAUCCUCCUGCUGUCCUUCAUACAAGAAUGCCGCUGACUAAUGCAUGGAGUUGGCGCAUGGAAGCCCAUCAUGGACUGGUUCAUCAUCAUCGCCCUCAUCAUGGUCUAGUAGCUAUUGGGAUCCAUGGAGGGGUUUUGGAUUCUGGACGUCUCGCCGAAUUGGAAGAGCGGCGAGUUGAUGCUGCCUGGCAGCAUUAUCUCCGCGCCGCGGAUCAUCCCUCCAGGCUGCUGGGUCACCAUACCAGCCUCCAAGGCCGGUAUUUGCUGGGCAGGCUACCGGAGGCCUUCUCCGUCAACGCGGGUAUAUGAUCUACAGUUAUACCCCUAUGUGAUUCCUAUGAAGAAUAAAUGGCGUGCUUAUUAUUUUUAUAUUCCUGAUAUUUAUAAAAAUUGGUAUUAUUU
This is a messenger RNA of Cuscuta campestris, 847 nucleotides long. NCBI's taxonomy places the organism in Eukaryota, Viridiplantae, Streptophyta, Magnoliopsida, Solanales, Convolvulaceae. The record is from the annotation of a GenBank genome assembly.